Messenger RNA from Lonchura striata (white-rumped munia), 1694 nucleotides. The record is from RefSeq and is a predicted model, not a curated record. NCBI's taxonomy places the organism in Eukaryota, Metazoa, Chordata, Aves, Passeriformes, Estrildidae.
UAUCCGGACAUGAUGUGGUUGAAGCUGUCAUCGUAAUGGAAAUUCAUUGCUGUAGCUAUGGUAAAUUGAGUUUUCUGCCUGUGCUGAAUGCAUUAGUCUAAUGAGAUGUUUGCAGCUGGAGAGCUGAGCUGCUGGAGACUUACACUGUACUAAAAGACAGGGAGAAGAUGGCUUUUGCUGGGUCCUUGUGACUGUGCUGAAAGUGCUCUGUCCUUUGGGUCCAAUGCCCAGGCUCUUUAAAGACUCUGCUCAGUGUCUUAGCCUAAACAAUAGGUGUUUUGAAGCUGACUUGGAGGGAGCACGGAGCCCAGGGAUGCGAUGCCUGCGGGCACCUGGCUAGCCCUGCCGCUCCCUCCCUAGCCCCGCUGCCGCCCCAGCCCGCGCCCGCCGUUCGCUGACAGAGGUGAAGCCCGGCGUGGUUCAGGCAGAUGAGCCACCCACCGUGCCUGGACCCAAGCCUGGCUGCUGGGGAGAUGCAGUCCCCCAGGAUGGCAGGGAAGAAGCGAGGGCGGCCCCCGCUCCAGCCAGCGCCCAUCAAAAUGGCUGUUCACAACCUCUGCCCAGCACCAGCCACUGCUCUGCCAGUCAUGAAGAUCCCAAAGAAGAGAGGGAGAAAACCUGGGCACAAGCUGAAAUCUCGUGUCCUGAUGACUCCUUUAGCAAUCUCUCCACCGAGAAGCACGCCAGAGCCGGAUAUUAGCUCAAUCCCCCAGGAUGCAGCUACGGUACCCGACUCGGACACCCCACAGGCUCUCACAGUCUGCAUUUAUGUCAACAAACAAGCGAACCUGGGGCCGUACCUUGACAGAAAAAAGGUGCAGCAGCUGCCAGAGCACUUUGGGCCGGAGCGGCCGGCGGUGGCCCUGCAGCAAGCAGUGCAAGCCUGCAUCAACUGUGCACUCCAGCAAAAGGUGGUCUUCUCCCUCAUCAGGCAGGGCUACGGAGGCGAGAUGGUGUCAGUUUCAGCUUCUUUUGAGGGGAAGCAGCAUCUCCAGAGCCUGCUGGUAGUGAACAGCAUCGGGUACGUCCUGCGCUUCCUGAAGAAGCUCUGUCACAGCCUCCUGUGUGACAAUCUCUUCAGCAACCAGCCUUUCCAGCAGCACAGCGCCGCGACGGAGAGCCCGGAGGGGUUUGAAAACAGGCGGAUGGAGGCAGCUGAGACAGUUAUACCUGAGGACUACCUGGCUGAUGCUCCAAGCAGGAAGCAGUACAGUGCGGAUCCUGCCGACGCUGCCUUGGGCUCCAUGGGCUCCAUGUACACCGUGCGUCAGAGUCCUGCGGAUGGGCACCCUGCUGGAGGCUCCUCUUCCUCCUGUAGCCAUCGUCCUGCCCAGAUGUCUUCAGGGGGGUCCUCAUCUAGUGGCCUGCGGCAUCAGACCUCCAGCCCAACAAGGAAUGGGGCGUAUCUUGAAGGAAACAGAACCUCAAGUCCUUCACCUGAACAAGAAGAUGCAGCUCGGCCAUCAAGCAAGAAUCCUUUGACCUGGACGGUGGAUGACGUGGUUUGGUUUGUGAAGGAUGCAGACCCUCAAGCUUUAGGCCCUCACGUGGAGCUCUUCAGAAAGCACGAAAUUGAUGGCAAUGCUUUGUUACUGCUGAAAAGCGACAUGAUCAUGAAAUACCUGGGGCUGAAAUUGGGACCAGCACUGAAACUGUGUUACCACAUUGAUAAGCUCAAGCAAGCCAAGUUCUAG